Molecule: messenger RNA, 845 nt
Organism: Ceratotherium simum simum (southern white rhinoceros)
Lineage: Eukaryota; Metazoa; Chordata; Mammalia; Perissodactyla; Rhinocerotidae
Gene: RPS19
Product: small ribosomal subunit protein eS19
Biological process (GO): B cell differentiation; translation; B cell receptor signaling pathway
Cellular component (GO): ribosome; B cell receptor complex; membrane
Molecular function (GO): transmembrane signaling receptor activity; structural constituent of ribosome; RNA binding
Source: RefSeq, a predicted model, not a curated record
CGCCAUCAUAGUCUCCUCCGCCGCUGUUCCUUCCAGCCACGAUCGACGCAAACAAAGCCAGAUCCCCUCAGCUCAAGACAGGAGCUCUCUCCACCUCUCCCUAUUACGGUCCAGGAGAAGGAAGGGCGGGAGGAAACACGCCUCCACGCAUGUUCCCCUGGCUUUUCCCUUUGCCUUCCCGGCCCCUCACUACACACCCUCCCCUCUCGGGGAAGGCGAAGCCACAUUUGCCCUGAGAAAGGUGGAGCCGUCUCUUCUAACCCCGUUCUCGCGAGCUCUCGCAACUCUCGCGAGACCCGAAGCCCGACUUGUGCGCCCGGGAAACCCCGUUGCUCCCUUUCCCCUGGCUGGCAGCGCGGAGGCCGCACGAUGCCUGGAGUUACUGUAAAAGACGUGAACCAGCAGGAGUUCGUCCGAGCUCUGGCAGCCUUCCUCAAGAAGUCCGGGAAGCUGAAAGUCCCUGAAUGGGUGGACACUGUCAAGCUAGCCAAGCAUAAAGAGCUUGCUCCCUACGAUGAGAACUGGUUCUACACGCGAGCUGCUUCCACAGCACGGCACCUGUACCUCCGGGGCGGCGCUGGAGUCGGCUCCAUGACCAAGAUCUAUGGGGGACGUCAGAGAAACGGUGUCAUGCCCAGCCACUUUAGCAGAGGCUCCAAGAGCGUGGCCCGCAGGGUCCUCCAAGCCCUGGAGGGGCUGAAAAUGGUGGAAAAGGACCAAGAUGGGGGCCGCAAACUGACACCUCAGGGACAGAGAGAUCUAGACAGAAUCGCUGGACAGGUGGCAGCUGCCAACAAGAAGCAUUAGAACAAAUGAUGCUGGGUUAAUAAAUUGCCUCAUUCGUA